CCAUCCGACACCAAUGUAUUAUGCCAUUAGCUAUAUGAGUAAAUACAGAAUGAAGCUCCCGCCGCCUGUUCGUCGGCCGUGCCUGCACGUAGGGCGUUAGCCCUGCAUGCUCACAGUCGCCGUGCGCGUCAUACUCCCCUGUACCCGUCUGCUUGCCCACCCGCCGACCCGUUCGCUUAUGCGCCUCUGUUCGUCAACUGUGUCUACAUGCCAUUUGCCAUGCGCGCUUGCAGUCGGCGUACACACCGUGCUUCAUGCCGCUGGGUCCUGUUCCUGCAGUUAGCAUGCCCGCUCGCACAUGUCUGCACUCGCCCGUCUGCACUCACCCCACGCGCUCGCUCGACUGCCCACCUGCCAUACCUUUGGUUGCUACUGUCUUGAUUACUCGCGAACGGAUGCUGGCCGUGACCUCCUUCGUUCCCUGCAUGGCCAUCGGGGUCCUUGAUGCUCCUGGUGCGUUGCGGAAGCACGUUGCGACUGUGCGCCGCGAAAUUUUAGGGCCAGCAUUUUCAUCUGUAUGUUUGCUCA
Messenger RNA from Fomitopsis serialis, 528 nucleotides. RefSeq lists its product as uncharacterized. NCBI's taxonomy places the organism in Eukaryota, Fungi, Basidiomycota, Agaricomycetes, Polyporales, Fomitopsidaceae. The transcript has 2 exons. The coding region runs from base 107 to 283 and encodes 58 amino acids. The record is from RefSeq and is a predicted model, not a curated record.